AGUUGCUGUUGCUCAGUCAACAGCAAACUCAACAAUGAUGUGCAGUCGGUGUCCGGUCUGUCGUCUCAAAGACAUGAGGGGCCUCGGCGGUCAUGACAAGGAUGGUGAUGAUGAUGAUGAUAAUCGUACAUGUUGUCAGGUUCGAUCAGCGGGCAGCAGCUGUGAGGCUUUCAGAGACAACCACUGUCUGGAUCAGAUGAUCAUCAUCUGUAGGAAGUAUGAGCAAACAGAAGAAGGUGAUUUAUUUUCACAUGUUUCACAGGUAAAAGCACAGGGGAGAAAAGAGCCGUGCAGGGGAAAGUGGCUGCCGAUGACCUGCCUCCUGUUUUUCCUGGUGGUGUUCACUUUCCUGAUGGGAAAAGUUGGCAAAGACAGGAAAGAGGCACGGAACUAUGACGCUGACGUCUUUCCUUUAUCCCGAACCGCGUGGCUGCUGGGCUCUCUGCUCUUCUGGACCAUCUGGUUGCUUCUGCGCCUCCUUCAGCUGAUAAUGUGGUUCAUCAAAGGGCUGCUGUGGUUCAUCUCCAUCGCCGUGUAUCCACUGUGUUGCUGUUUGUCCUUCUUUCUGUCCUGUGUCCUGCUGCUCCUGCACUACUUAUGUGAUGCUGUGUAUUUUGCUACCAGCAGCCCCGUGUAUGUUUACAUCAUGUGUCUCACUAUUGCAUUAUUUCUGUUCAUCUUCACAUUAACCUGUGGGAACAGAUGCUGAUCUGCAAAACGUAUGGUCUCACUUUCAUAAAUAAUAACAAUAGUAUAUCAGAGGUGGAAAGUAAAGAUUUACAUUUACUCAAAUUAGUAGUUUUUUGUGUUCUUGUACUUUCUAAAGUCAUUUUAAAAUUUUGUAUUUUUACUUUUACUUAAGUAUGUUUUUUUGGAAGUACUGCUCUUCACCAAGUUUUAAACCACAUCCGUUACUGAGUAACAAAAUGUCAAAAUGUAAUGAAUUUCAGAAAUAAGUAAAAAUCACGCACCAGAAACUUUGGCAGCGAACAGUGAGGACAGGUGAAUGAUAAGGACAGAGGACAGGUGAACGACGAGGACAGG
Messenger RNA from Solea senegalensis (Senegalese sole), 1044 nucleotides. RefSeq lists its product as uncharacterized. The record is from RefSeq and is a predicted model, not a curated record. The transcript has 4 exons. NCBI's taxonomy places the organism in Eukaryota, Metazoa, Chordata, Actinopteri, Pleuronectiformes, Soleidae. Bases 35 to 709 code for a protein of 224 amino acids.